GACGCAUGCGUAGUAGGUACCGACGAAUUCCGCGCUGAAAAGGAAGGAGCUAGUUUAGCGGUGAUACAACCAAAGCAGCACGAACUAUAACAGCGUCUACCCAGUUACUUUGCUUUCGAGCAUCGUGACAUAGCGCAGAGUUUGGAACAUGGCCGAUAAAGAGGUGUAUGACGAUGCAGUGGAAGAAAGGGUCAUCAAUGAAGAGUACAAGAUUUGGAAGAAAAACACACCUUUCCUGUACGACCUGGUGAUGACUCAUGCACUGGAGUGGCCCAGCCUUACUGUCCAGUGGCUUCCAGAUGUCACCAGGCCCGAGGGAAAGGACUACGCCGUCCACAGGCUGGUUUUGGGAACCCAUACAUCAGAUGAGCAGAACCACCUCGUCAUAGCCAGUGUCCAGGUACCAAAUGAUGAUGCCCAGUUUGAUGCCUCGCACUACGACAGCGAGAAAGGAGCAGAGUUCGGUGGAUUCGGUUCAGUAAGUGGGAAAAUAGAAAUCGAGAUCAAGAUCAACCAUGAGGGAGAGGUGAACCGAGCCCGUUACAUGCCCCAGAGUCCCUGCAUCAUCGCCACCAAGACCCCCACCUCUGACGUGCUGGUCUUUGACUACACUAAACACCCGUCUAAGCCAGAUCCCAGUGGGGAGUGUAGCCCUGACUUGAGGCUGAAAGGCCACCAGAAAGAAGGUUAUGGCCUUUCCUGGAAUCCCAAUCUCAGCGGCAACCUACUCAGUGCCUCCGAUGACCAUACCAUCUGUCUAUGGGACAUUGGGGCCGGCCCAAAAGAAGGAAAGAUCGUGGAUGCCAAGACCAUCUUCACCGGCCACACAGCUGUGGUGGAAGAUGUUUCCUGGCAUUUGCUCCAUGAAUCUCUGUUUGGCUCUGUGGCUGACGACCAAAAACUUAUGAUAUGGGACACUCGGUCCAACAACACAUCCAAAGCCAGCCACUCAGUAGAUGCUCACACUGCUGAAGUCAACUGUCUGAGCUUCAACCCCUACAGCGAGUUCAUUCUUGCCACUGGUUCUGCUGAUAAGACCGUUGCAUUGUGGGAUCUAAGGAACCUCAAACUGAAGCUCCACUCCUUUGAAUCCCACAAAGAUGAAAUUUUCCAGGUACAAUGGUCUCCUCACAAUGAGACAAUCCUGGCCUCCAGCGGUACCGACCGACGUCUCAACGUCUGGGAUCUCAGUAAAAUCGGAGAGGAGCAGUCAGCAGAAGAUGCUGAGGACGGCCCACCAGAACUGCUGUUCAUCCACGGUGGCCACACAGCCAAGAUCUCUGACUUCUCCUGGAACCCCAACGAACCCUGGGUCAUCUGCUCAGUGUCGGAGGACAACAUCAUGCAAGUCUGGCAGAUGGCAGAGAAUAUCUACAAUGAUGAGGAGCCAGACACUCCCGCAUCAGAGCUGGAGGCCCAGGGAUCAUAACCCAGCUCUGCAUGACUCUCUCCAGGCACAGCCCCUCCUCCAUCCCCUGAGCUCCAGACCCAGCCCAGCCUGUCGUUUCCCUCUCUGGCUUAACUCCGGUGCAAAAUGAAAAAAUCUGCUCUCCACAUAAACGAGUAAUGUGCAGAGUUAGAGAAAGCUUGGAUUCCACCCUUGCUAACAGACGGUUGGAUUCAAUUUCAUCUUGCUUACACCUCAACAUGGCCCAGGUACCCCAAAGCGCUUAAGCACUUGGAAUAGUUCUGCCAUUGGUCUGCAAUGGAUGGGAUUUGGAGUUUUCUACCUGCUCAGGUGGUAGUGUCUCCAGUGUUUGGGGGAUGGGAUAUAGUGGUGAAGGGGGUUUGAAGACUGUAUGUGCACAGAGUUACAGUAACUUAUUGUUAGACCUAUCAGUUCAUUUCAAAGGGCUCAUGCAAGGAAAACACAAGUGUUAUUUUCCAUUUUGACAAGUAGCCAGAAACCACUAGACAGUAUGUAUGUAAGGAAAAUCCAGACGAUGGACAAAUUUGAUCCGAGCAUCGAAAUGCUUUCAGGAAACUGAUCUACAUGUGUCUAAAUGGUGUGAUUGGUUCUAGGUUAACCACCCUGGUCAUGUUCAGGGAGGCUUUCUUUCAUAACUUACCUUUUAUUUUUGUUACAUAAAACCAUAUUUAGCAGACACACGCUGGCUGUCCUGUGAAGAAACAUUCCCUGCUGUUUGCCUCAGUUAUAACCUGGAGCCUCCUUGAGGUACAUCAGACUUGUCAGUAUUUGGCUUGAGUGAAAGGUGUGGGACUAAUUUAGUGCACUAGAGGGAAACAUGUCUGUCUUUUUUUUUGCUCUCCUCUUUCUGUUCUUACAUAAUGUGAAACUGCCAUGUUUUGUUUCCUGCGCCACAAAUUGCAAUAAAACUUUUGUAACUUCUCAAAAA
Thunnus maccoyii (southern bluefin tuna) is the source of this 2357-nucleotide messenger RNA. RefSeq names its product retinoblastoma binding protein 4, like (gene rbbp7). Gene Ontology annotation, biological process: regulation of gene expression. Bases 149 to 1429 code for a protein of 426 amino acids. Gene Ontology annotation, molecular function: histone binding. Lineage: Eukaryota; Metazoa; Chordata; Actinopteri; Scombriformes; Scombridae. The transcript has 12 exons. Gene Ontology annotation, cellular component: nucleus; NuRD complex; ESC/E(Z) complex. The record is from RefSeq and is a predicted model, not a curated record.